AUGGAGAAAUGCGCUUCUUGUUCGAAAACUAAUCGCUGGCUGAUACAAACGAAUCGCCGAAUAGAAGAAAUCAAUGCUUGUACAGCCCGAUAUUUCCAUACAAUCCAGAAACUGCUACAAGAAUUAAACGAAUCGUCUGCGGAAAACAAAAUUGACACCGAUGGAGACGAGGGCGAGCACGAGAAUGACGAUGCGGAUAGCGAUGAUAUUGGUACGGAUUUUGGUCCUGAGCAAAAGAAUGCAUACUUCUGUCCUGAGUUCGAAUGUCGGCAACGCAAAGCAGAUGCAACCUUCAAGAAAUACAGUCGACACUACAAGACUCACGUUACAUGUGCAGUUCCUUGCGCAGGCUGUCACACAACACUCGUUCGCGUGUCUACACUCAAAAGACAUUUCACCGACUGUGCAGGGAUAAAAGACAAGCGAACAAUGUCUGGACAUACGGAAGCAAUAGAGCAGAUGAAGAACCAGAUAGACAUCGAAUCAAAAAUGGCUUCGCACGCAGCUCGAGCAGCACUUCAAAGCUGCAAACGCCUUCGCCAGACAAAGUCGAAUAUUUUGAGACCGCGCAAGAAGUCGAAAUCGGAGACAUAUCCAGGCUAUUCAUUUUCCGCAAGCCGGGCAUUUGAUCAACAACAAAGCGGAUGCACCGACGACAACGAACAGCAAUCACAGGUACCAAGGACUACCAUGAACGCCAUUCCCUCAUCAUACUCUGGAGACAAUCAGGGAAGGGCGCAGAACGUUACGACAGGCAUGGGAGAUUUGGAAGUCACAAGCGAGAAAAUCGAUGAGAUGCUUGUAUAUCUUGAAAACGACCAGUGCUCGACAGUGCCGGACAUGCACGCGGCUGCCAUAGACCCGAGCGGUUUGAACGAAUCAACGAACGAACCAACCAUGUACCAUGACAAGCAGUAUCCCGCAAUAGGCAUGCUCUUUAUUCCCUAG
Messenger RNA from Beauveria bassiana ARSEF 2860, 948 nucleotides. RefSeq lists its product as uncharacterized. NCBI's taxonomy places the organism in Eukaryota, Fungi, Ascomycota, Sordariomycetes, Hypocreales, Cordycipitaceae. The record is from RefSeq and is a predicted model, not a curated record. The transcript is spliced from 5 exons. The coding region runs from base 1 to 948 and encodes 315 amino acids.